This is a messenger RNA of Paecilomyces variotii, 904 nucleotides long. RefSeq lists its product as hypothetical. The record is from RefSeq and is a predicted model, not a curated record. The transcript has 2 exons. NCBI's taxonomy places the organism in Eukaryota, Fungi, Ascomycota, Eurotiomycetes, Eurotiales, Thermoascaceae. Bases 204 to 833 code for a protein of 209 amino acids.
UAAAACCAACUGACCGCCCGCCAUCAUUUUCUCAGAUCAAAAGACAUGAUACUUGAUAACAAUAAUUAAUCAAGUCCUCCCCACGACCAAAAGGAAUUGCACUCAAGCGAAAUAGCUUGAGGAAUUCUCUAGUUCCUCCUCCUCUUCCUCCUAUUACAAUUAUCAUUAUUAUUAUUACUCACUGAGUGAAAGAGACGAGGAAAAUGACAACCCCCACCAACGAAGCAGACGUGAUUUUCAACAGGGCCAAUAUCGCCCUCGCACGAAGCCAGAGACUUGUCGCAUCAUGGCUUCCGCCCAAAUCAGACGAGGAGCUCGCGCAGCAGACAAAGUCAGAAGAGGAAUUGCAGAGAGAGGAAGAUGAGAUUUUCACCGCUGUUCCGGAGAAACUUGGACUCGGUGCUCCCCUUCCCAAAGCCACUGAAGAUGGGAGUUGGAAUCGAACCGAGCUUAGUUCGAAUGAUAAAUUACGACAACAGCUGAUGGGUAAGGGAUUUGCGAAGGCAAUGGCGGCGAAACAGCGCCAACUACAGCAGAAUAUCAAUAGACGUCCGGAACAAGGCAAAGCUGGCGCAAAGUCCUCCGCGAGAACUGAGAAUGAUGGUGGCGAUGACGAUGACGACGAAGAGGAGGGUCGUUCGGCGCUUGGGAAUAAGAAAAGAAAGGUGGCUGCGACGGUAGUUGAGGAUGGUGCGAAUAAUGAGAUCGCUGAAAGCAAAGAGUCUUCUGCUUCUACUCCUGGCGCGGAGUCGGGACGAGGAAAGAAGAAGAAAAAGACGGGAAGUUAUCUCGACGAGGUCUUGUCUCAGCGAUCAAAGAAGAAGAAGAAAUGAGCUGUCUUGACGGGGUUCGAGGUUAAGAAUUACAACUGGGGGUGCUACAAAACGCGACCAUCACAGUGGGC